AUGAGCCUUUCUCAGCUACCCACUGAGAUCCUGUGGAUCAUUUCAUCCUAUCUUUUGCGCCAAAGCGACAUAUACGGAUUGGUUCGAACAAACCGUCGUCUGUACCAAGAGCUGAUAAAGUCUCUGCACUAUUGGAAUGCUCAGUACGAUCAUGGGUCGGCGUUCCCUGUUGCUGCCGAGUACAAUCUCCUUCCGCAACUUAGAAAUAUCUUAGUCGGAUUAGAUCUUGCCCGAACUAAAUCUCACUCGCCUCCCCAGCCAGGGACCCAUGUGCCCCAUUUGACCCGACGUCAGGGAAACCUGGGUGUUGUGAAAAGGGACCGGGGCCGGAAAGAAGAGGAAAGAAGAUCAGAUCCCUACUGGGAGGACAUCUACACUCAUCCUCUUCUCUCGCGAGGAUACUGCUUUAUGAAUAUUAUCAAUAUUCAGCAUGCCCUAGCGAUAGGUAUUAAGGCUGGACAUAAAGAGGUUGUUCAGGCUCUGUUAGAUUUUGGUGCAGAAGUCAACUUCUAUCGUGGAAGUCAUACUGCAAACCCACUUCCAUCAGACUAUACCAGCAUAAGAUGGCAUAGCCAGGAAGUUGACAUUGACAACCCACCAUUGUUUAUAGCUGUGCAGUAUGGACACACUGAAAUGGUGAGUAAGUUACUCGAGCAUGGUGCUGAUCCACAGCGAUACACCCCUUCGCCCUUGUACCGCGCGGUUGAAGAUAAUCAUCGGGAAAUCGUUUCUGUUCUACUGAAAAGGGAUAUGCGAUCCCAGAAAUCAGCAUUAAAACUUGCUACAUUACGAGGGAACUACUUAAUGGUUGAAUUUCUUCUAUGUAAUGGCUUGAAUGCCUCAGAGUAUGGGAAUGCUAGCCUACAUGUUGCUGAAAUGAAAGGUUACAAGAACAUGGCUAAUUUACUGAAACUUCAUGGUGCGACCAUUGAUACACUCUCCGAUGGUGACAGAGAGAACUGGGAAGCAGAGGAAAGAGAUGGCACCGACCGCCCCAUCGGAUAUGGGUGGUGCUCUGGUGCUCCUGAAGAAGGGUAUCCUGAUGACUCUUCAGACUCUGAGUCUGAAAGUAUAAAUUCAAUGUGA
This is a messenger RNA of Penicillium waksmanii, 1086 nucleotides long. RefSeq lists its product as uncharacterized. NCBI's taxonomy places the organism in Eukaryota, Fungi, Ascomycota, Eurotiomycetes, Eurotiales, Aspergillaceae. The coding region runs from base 1 to 1086 and encodes 361 amino acids. Gene Ontology annotation, cellular component: ciliary inversin compartment. The transcript has a single exon. Gene Ontology annotation, biological process: protein localization to ciliary inversin compartment. Gene Ontology annotation, molecular function: protein binding. The record is from RefSeq and is a predicted model, not a curated record.